This is a messenger RNA of Acanthoscelides obtectus, 965 nucleotides long. The record is from the annotation of a GenBank genome assembly. Lineage: Eukaryota; Metazoa; Arthropoda; Insecta; Coleoptera; Chrysomelidae.
AUGUUUACGAAGGAGCAGCUGAACGACAUUUUCAACUUGGCUCAAACGCUCAGGGUGUAUACCGCGAAAGACCGACCUUUGGGUAAAAUCAUGGCGUCCAUAUUCUACGAGGUGAGCACCAGGACAAGUUGCAGCUUUGCAGCUGCCAUGCAGAGGUUGGGAGGCAGAGUGAUUUACAUGGACGAAACCAGCUCGUCGGUAAAGAAAGGAGAGACUUUGGAAGACUCUAUUGCCGUAAUGGCGGGAUACUCUGAUGUGCUCGUGCUCAGACAUCCAACACCAGGAUCAGUUAUGAAAGCAUCACAGCACUGCCGAAAACCCCUUAUAAAUGCUGGAGACGGCAUUGGAGAACAUCCUAGUCAAGCGUUGCUGGACAUUUUCACAAUUCGAGAAGAAAUUGGUACCGUCAACGGACUGAACAUCACUUUGGUUGGAGAUCUCAAAAAUGGAAGAACUGUUCACUCUUUGGCUCGAUUACUGACUUUGUACAACGUACAACUAAGAUAUGUCAGUCCUCCAUCCUUAAGAAUGCCUAGCCAUGUAGUAGAUUUCGUGAAAGAACACGGAAUAUCACAAGAAGAGUACAGCAGCUUAGAAGAAGUUUUGCCGGAUACAGACGUAUUGUAUAUGACGAGAAUUCAGAGAGAGAGGUUCGAAACCCAAGAGGAAUAUGAAAGGGCUUGCGGACAUUUCAUUGUGACUCCAAAACUGAUGACCAGAGCCAAAAAGAAGAUGGCGGUGAUGCAUCCUUUACCGAGAGUCUUCGAAAUCAGCACAGAAUUUGACUCUGACCCUAGAGCGGCUUAUUUCAGGCAAGCAGAGUACGGCAUGUAUGUUAGGAUGGCCCUACUUGCUAUGGUCUUAGGGAAAUGCUGAUCAUGUUACGUUAUAUGAAUUUACAUUGACUUCCAUUAUGCAUCCUUUUGUAAGAAAAAUUACACUGAAUAAAGAAUAUGUUUACUACA